AGUUGGAAAUCUUUUAUGCCGGAGGAGGAAAUAAGUGACAGGAGGACCAAGAAGAUGGCAUCAAGCAGGAAAAGAGGGUUCCAUAAAUGGACUAUUGAUUUUACGAGUUCACGAAAACUGGACCGCCAACUGAUGACACAAAGUGCAGAAUUAAAACCUCCAUUGGGGUUUAAUGACAACCUUGUCAGUGUUCAGGAUCACAGUGGUAAAGACUCUGACCAGAAACUCAUUGAUAAACGAUCAUGGGACAUAGCCCUGGGACCACUGAAGCAAAUCCCAAUGAACUUUUUCAUCAUGUGGAUGGCAGGAAAUACUAUUUCUAUUUUCCCUAUUAUGAUGGUGGGCAUGAUGUUCUUCAAACCCAUCCAAGCACUCAUAGCAAUCCAGACCACUUUUAACAUGAUUGAGGGGUCUAAAACAGUCCUACAGAAAUUUGUGUAUUUAAUCGGCAAUGUUGUUUGCUUGGGAUUAGCUGUUUACAAAUGUCAAGUGAUGGGCUUGUUACCAACACAUUCCUCGGAUUGGCUGGCAUUCGUGGAACCUCAACAGAGAAUGGAAUGGUCUGGUGGUGGCGUGUUGCUGUGAUCUGUGUGGAAGUCUAUUUGUUGCAUUGUAUUUACAAUGGACAUGUUUGUGUUGUACCAUACUGUUAUCUGAAGAUGCAAAUCAGUGACUCACUCGAGACACCCCUUUACAAUAGGAGUAUUAGGCAAAACAAUGUAGAAGGACAAAUGUCUAUACUCUGCAGAACAGCCAGACUGGACACCUAUCCUUUGGGAGUACAAAACCAACACCUGUGAAAGACGCAGCAGAAUUCUUAAUCUGUAUAUUCAACAACUCAUACUGGACAAGCAUAUGUUUAAAAUUAGUACUAGACCGAUAUCAAUAUUCCAUAAGGCAGACAGAGAAGCCUCUGUAUUUAACUGUUUCUACAUCUCAAUAAGAUCAUUAUACAAGACGAAUCUAUCGCUAUUAUUUAUUUCAUGGAUACAUGACAAUUGAUGGAAUUGUCUUGUAUACAGUUUGUACUUCACAUUGUUGACUAGAAUGCCUUAACAGUAAUUUUGUGUGUAAUUGCCUUCAGAAUGUUAUGUUCAGCAAUAUUUUCAUCAGACGAUACAGUGAUAAACGUAGCAGUUGAGAGGCAUCAAGAAUGCAACAUACACUACAGCAAAUUUUCAAGUACUGGACUUUAUACUCCAGAAUCUUUCAGUUAAUUUCCUUAUUAGAAUUUAAUGGUGACGUUGGUAUAUUGGUUCAUGCUAAUGUGAGAGUGAAGUGUGUUAGCAAGACUUGGAAUAUGUACAUGGUCAUGAUAAGUCUACACAGCAUAGAUUGUCAGUUGUCAUUGUUAAUUCAUUCGUCAAUAAAUUUUCAAUUCUUCUCCCA
This is a messenger RNA of Ylistrum balloti, 1389 nucleotides long. RefSeq names its product ER membrane protein complex subunit 4-like. Lineage: Eukaryota; Metazoa; Mollusca; Bivalvia; Pectinida; Pectinidae. Bases 16 to 585 code for a protein of 189 amino acids. The record is from RefSeq and is a predicted model, not a curated record. Gene Ontology annotation, cellular component: EMC complex. The transcript has 5 exons. Gene Ontology annotation, biological process: protein folding in endoplasmic reticulum.